Molecule: messenger RNA, 1242 nt
Organism: Bolinopsis microptera
Lineage: Eukaryota; Metazoa; Ctenophora; Tentaculata; Lobata; Bolinopsidae
Product: circumsporozoite protein-like
Exons: 4
Coding region: 1-1242 (413 amino acids)
Source: RefSeq, a predicted model, not a curated record
AUGGUGUUGAGGCAAACCCCAGUUGAUCCUACGAUACGCGGUAACCAGUACGGUAACCAGUACGGUAACCAGUACGGUAACCAGUACGGUAACCAGUACGGUAACCAGUACGGUAACCAGUACGGUAGCCAGUACGGUAGCCAGUACGGUAACCAGUACGGUAACCAGUACGGUAACCAGUACGGUAACCAGUACGGUAACCAGUACGGUAGCCAGUACGGUAACCAGUACGGUAGCCAGUACGGUAACCAGUACGGUAACCAGUACGGUAACCAGUACGGUAACCAGUACGGUAACCAGUACGGUAACCAGUACGGUAACCAGUACGGUAACCAGUACGGUAACCAGUACGGUAACCAGUACGGUAACCAGUACGGUAACCAGUACGGUAACCAGUACGGUAACCAGUACGGUAACCAGUACGGUAACCAGUACGGUAACCAGUACGGUAACCAGUACGCGGUAACCAUACGCGGUAACCAGUACGGUAACCAGUACGGUAACCAGUACGGUAACCAGUACGGUAACCAGUACGGUAACCAGUACGGUAACCAGUACGGUAACCAGUACGGUAACCAGUACGGUAACCAGUACGGUAACCAGUACGGUAACCAGUACGGUAACCAGUACGGUAACCAGUACGGUAACCAGUACGGUAACCAGUACGGUAACCAGUACGGUAACCAGUACGGUAACCAGUACGGUAACCAGUACGGUAACCAGUACGGUAACCAGUACGGUAACCAGUACGGUAACCAGUACGGUAACCAGUACGGUAACCAGUACGGUAACCAGUACGGUAACCAGUACGGUAACCAGUACGGUAACCAGUACGGUAACCAGUACGGUAACCAGUACGGUAACCAGUACGGUAACCAGUACGGUAACCAGUACGGUAACCAGUACGGUAACCAGUACGGUAACCAGUACGGUAACCAGUACGGUAACCAGUACGGUAACCAGUACGGUAACCAGUACGGUAACCAGUACGGUAACCAGUACGGUAACCAGUACGGUAACCAGUACGGUAACCAGUACGGUAACCAGUACGGUAACCAGUACGGUAUCCAGUACGGUAACCAGUACGAUAACAGCACACCUUUCGGUAACCGGUACGGUAACCGGUACGGUAACCGGUACAGUAACCGGUGCAGUAACCGGUACAGUGACCGGUACGGUAACCAGUACAGUCACUGUCACGUAUACUACCGAAGACUGAACAUGUCCCCUGUGAGACUGUGA